ACCUCGUAGCACAACCCUGAGAAUGGUUUGCUGACUGUUUUGAGGGUUAUUCACACUGAAGAGUAGGCAUGGAGGAUAAUGGUGCAGACAUAGGUGAUGCUCUAGAUGGUCUAGACGACUUCCUUCAAGAUGAAAAUCUGUUUCAAGACUUGGAAGAUCUUGGAAAAGUACUUGAUGAACUCAACGAGGCUGAUGAUGGGGGAGAGUCUUCUGAUGCUGGGGAAUCUGGUGGAGCCUCGAAAAGAGAUUUUGAAUUUGAUCCCGAUGAAUUGCCAGGCAUUGAUGAUAUUCUGGGCAGUGCAACUAAAACUUCACAAGCAGAGGAAUUGGAAGACGGGGAGAUUUCAGAGGUUGAUGAGAAGAAUGAAUUGAAAGAACUCAAGAAAAGGAAAAUGGAAGUUAUUAACAAGAUGAGAAAAUUAGUCAAACAUAAGAUACAGUUGACAAACCAAAGAAAUGAUUUGCUUUUGCAGCUACAGAGUAAUACACAGCUUGAUAAAGUUACUACCCUGCUGAAAGAGAAUUCACAGCUUGUGAAAGCAAUAUCUAAUCAGAUCUUCAGGAUGAAUCCUGAGAUCAAAGUCCUUAAUGGUAAAAUCAAAGAGUUGGAAGCCAGUAUUGGAGUUGAGACUGAUGAUAGUAAAGACCAGAAAAUAGAGCCUACACCUCCACAGGGUUUCACAGCAUCGAGAAAAGACCUAGAAAAUAUUGAAAAUUUCUUCAAUAGGUUUCCCAAUACAACUGUCAAAAACAAGAAUGAAGUGGAAGUGGGGAAGGUAAAGAAGGAAGAGAAAGAAGCUAUUAGAAGAUUUAUUUCCUUAGAUGAAAAUAGUGGUCCAAGUAAAAUUUCGUCUAUGGAGCCAAAUAGGGACACAAGUGCUAAGUCGCUGUUACCAUCUUCAAAAUCUCAUAGGUUAGCGUUUGAUGAGAGUAAAAUCAAGAAGAUGUUUGAAAAGGCUUGUGAAAUUACAGAGAAGACGCAGGCAACGUCAUCAUCAAACACUUCAGGAAAUUCCUCUCGUUUUGUUGAGAAAAAAGUCACAAGUACCUUUGACAACAGAAAGGAGUCACCUUCCAAUACAAAGAGAUCUUCUGAUUCUAUAGAAAACAGUAUUGAUAAGAGAUUAAAAGAGAUAAGAUUGCAGAGUUCCAAAACUCCUUCCAAAAUAGACAUGGUAGAUUUAACUCUUGGGGACCAAGAAAAGCCUAAACGUAAAAUAUCACCCAUACGGAUGGACAGAGGGAGAAUAUCUCCUAUACGAUUAGAUAAAGGUCAUUCACUGUCAGAUAGUCUUGAGAGGCAAAGUAAAAAAAGGAAAAGUAUAGCUGACCAAGGUUUUGUUGAUCCUAGCUUAGCAAGUGUGAAAGUCAAAGACACUGAAAGCCCAGUUGCAAGUAACAUUUCAAAAUCUCUCCUAGAAAGACUAGGAUCAGUCCCUGCCAAGGAAAAAAGCUCUCCAAUUACCCUUAAUGACUCGGGGAAUGGGGAAUCUGAUGGUUAUCACCCUGACGUAACUAGUCCAAGGGAAGUAGUAUCUGGCGAAAGGAAAUCUUUUUGGUGUCAGCACUGUAGCCGUAGUUUUAUUGCAGUGCAGGCGUACAUCUCACACCUGGAGUCUCCUAGGCAUCUCAAAGUUGCAAUGGUAAGUUUGCUAUACAUUUAUAACAAUUUAGUUAUGUUAAGAAACUUAUAUACAGUGGACCCCCCUUAUUCGCGGGGAAUGCGUACCAGACCCCCCCCACCCACGAAUAGUCAAAACCUGUGA
Molecule: messenger RNA, 1766 nt
Organism: Macrobrachium nipponense
Lineage: Eukaryota; Metazoa; Arthropoda; Malacostraca; Decapoda; Palaemonidae
Product: early endosome antigen 1-like
Exons: 4
Coding region: 69-1766 (565 amino acids)
Source: RefSeq, a predicted model, not a curated record